AUGUCAUCAUCUUGUUGCUCAAAAAAGGAAAACGAACAUACGUGUGGUGGUGGACAAUCGGAUACCGAUGACGAGAGUCUAAUUGUGAAGGAUGAAGCUUACAACAAAAAGCUAGCGAACGGAACGAAACGAGCCGAACUUCUGAAACAACGAAAAGCGGAGAAGAAGGCGAAGAAGAACAAUGGGAAUCCGAUUCAAUCGGAGACGUUCGCAAUACCACGUGGCACGACGUCUUCUAGCCUAGAUGGAGCAGAUGAGGUGGAAUGUAUGAUUAAAGGACUGUUAGCAUCGACUGCAGGGAAGUACUGUAGUGUUACACAGACAGUAACCAGUGGAUCCGUUUCUCAAACAUUUCAUUUUACGAGAAGAGCUUCUGGAGACAUCUCGACGGAUUCUGACGCAGAUUCUGAUGAUGGUGAGCCCCCUGUGAAGACGUCAGUUCAUGAGAGACCGAAGCUUGUGGCAAGGCGGACGAUGCAAGGGAAGAUGAAUCCAGAAGUGCAGGAAGAGGUUGACAGGAUGUUUGAGCAGCUGAAGACGUCUUCUGAAUCAUCUGGAGGAAUUAUGGUGCGGUGUUCGGGGCGGAAAAUUCAAACGAGACAUCAUCAAACGCAAACUGAGAAGUUUUGUGAUGAAGAAUUGAAAAAAUGCCAAUUAGAAAAUCAGGAGCUAAAAGAGCAGAUUCUGAGCAAUCAAGAAAAAAUAAAACGAGCAGACGAAGUGGAUAAAACUCUGAGGGAUUUGAACAAGAAGGUUGUGGAUAUGGAAAAGGAGAAGGAGAAGGAGACGAGGAAGCUGGAAAAGGGACAUGCACACGAGUUGAGAAGACGGGAUAAGGAGAUGGAGACGUUGAAGGGAGAAGCCGCUGAUUCCUUGGAAAAACUUCGAAAAUCACACGCAAACGAGCUGAAAAAAGCCGAGGAAAAGACGAAAUUGGUCGAAAAAGAGGUUCAAAAUAUGAGGGACCAGAUGAAAAUGGUCCAGGCUGAAAUGAGCAAUUUCGCGCAUGUGGAGGCGUGGUUGAAGACCGAAAAAAUGAAAAGUCUGAAAUUGGAGCAAGAGGUGUUGGCGUUGAAAAAGCAGAAGGAGAGAAGUAGUCCGCCGGCGUGGAGCAAUCCAAAAGCAAAGGAGGAUCUGGAAGAGAUUGAGCGGCUGAAAACGGAAAUUAGGCGAAGAAAUGAAAAUGAAACAGCACUGGAUAAUUUGAAUGUUCGGUUGGCAAUUGAAAUUUCAAAACUCGAAGAACAAAUUCGAAGUUUGGAGAAAGAGAAAGCCGAGGAUCAGAAGACGAUUCAGAGUCAGACGCAGGAACUUCAGAAUUUGUCUCAAAAAUCCGCACAACUCGAAGAAUCGAUGGACAAUUUAAGGAUGGAAUAUCGACGAAAAGAGGCAGCUGAUAAGUUUGAAUUUUCACAGUUUCUCAAAAAAACUUUUUUCAGAUUAAAAAACGAAAAUUCCAACUUAACUGCUCGCAUUCGUCAACAGGACAAUACAAUCAACGCGUUGGCAAAUCAGCUGGCGGGUCUUACCACGACAACACCAACUACAGUAAUCCCACCAGUGAUAAAACAAGCUCCGCCCCCUCAGGCUCCGCCCCCAAUCAGAUCCACGUGGUCGCCGCUGUUAGCAUCGUCAACGUCAUCUGGAUCACAAUCCGAAUGGAUGAAUUCGAAUUCGACGUUUCGAAAAGAGUCGCCGCCAAAUUUAAAUUUGAAUUUGGCGCCAAGUUUAAAUUUGCCGCCAAAUUUGAAUUCUAAUCCAUUUGGCGGUUUUCGGCCGAUGAUUUCGGCGAAUUCGGAGAAAAACAAGUGUUUUGUGUGUUUAUGGGAAAUUAAGGAGAAUCAUACGACGAUGAAAUGUGAGCAAUGUCAGCGGAAUGUUCAUGAAAUGUGCGGUAUGAAAAUGGCUGAAACCGGAGCAGCUUGUUUUGGAUGUGAGCAGGAGAAGAUGAUUGGAAUGAUGAAUUUGAAAAAAUAG
Caenorhabditis briggsae is the source of this 1977-nucleotide messenger RNA. The transcript has 8 exons. Lineage: Eukaryota; Metazoa; Nematoda; Chromadorea; Rhabditida; Rhabditidae. Bases 1 to 1977 code for a protein of 658 amino acids. The record is from RefSeq and is a predicted model, not a curated record.